Marmota flaviventris (yellow-bellied marmot) is the source of this 1168-nucleotide messenger RNA. It is a transcript of the gene C3H12orf75, whose product is annotated as chromosome 3 C12orf75 homolog. The record is from RefSeq and is a predicted model, not a curated record. Lineage: Eukaryota; Metazoa; Chordata; Mammalia; Rodentia; Sciuridae.
UCCAGCUCGGGGCGCGCCGCCCUCCGUCUGGUCUCCGCCCCCAGGACCCGCGGCCGCGAGCUCCUGAGCGCGGCUUCCCGGGCCAGCGGCGCGAUGGGCUGCGGGAACUCCACCGCUACCAGCUCGGGCGCGGGCCGAGGCCCUGCGGGAGCAGCUAAAGAUGUAGCAGAAGAAUCGAUAACAGAAGAUGACAAGAGGAGAAACUAUGGAGGAGUAUAUGUUGGCCUUCCAUCUGAAGCUGUCAGUAUGGUGUCCAAUCAAACCAAGACUGUACGAAAAAAUUAGAGGAAAAUAACAUCCCGACUCAAUAAUCAAGAGCUUGCUCAUCAACUUGGAAGGAGUUAGGCCCCAGGGACAUUUCAACGUGCACAGACAUUCCCAAGGAAAUUCUAAAGUCACCCCCUCCCCAAUCCUAAGUGAAAGAAAGCAUGGGCGCAGUUUGCAGUGUCAGCAGAGGGAUCCGUUUAGGCAGUGUGCUUUUUAUGGACUCUGUGGCUCGCCCAGGAAGACAAGGGCAGACUGUCCGGAGGCCGUUGUCCAGCCUGGACUGUUGUGCUCCAGCACUGUCACUGGCCACUCAGCAUGGCUUGUGGAUGUCAUGUCUUUUCUCUGAUACUUUUUGGAUAAUUUUUAUAUAACAAAAUCCUUAUUCUAUUUAUAACUUUAGAUAAUAAGGCAUUAUAAAUGCAUUACCUAAAGUAAAAUAUUUGGCCUCUUAUCUUUCACUAUUUCUACUUCACAUUAAUUUUUAGCUGUAAAAUUGGUAAAUGGAUUCUUACUACUAUCUCUUUCCCUUUUUUACUAUUUGGUUUUCUAAUUUGAUUUAGAUGUUAGAGAAUUUUCUUUAUUUGAAACAUUGUAUAGCAUUGCAGUAUUUAAAAAUAAACUCGUUAAAUUUGCAUGCCAAAAACACGGGUUGAUUGAAUUCCUGUUUCUUUGGUUAGAGGCUCGUGGGACCACACAUACAUCAUGGCCACCGAGUCUCUCGUUCCACCUCUGUGUGAUCAUGGCAUCUCGUCAUAGUUGUUCUAUAUGAUUUUCAAGGACGUAAGAUCGACGAUGCCUGGAUAUCUAGAAAAUUCUUAAUUUACUAAUGACGUUUGUACUUAUUAUUGCAAUAUAAAGUACUCAACUAGUGUAUUUCAACAAUUAAACAUUUUAUCCCUCU